CAUCAACAUUCCGACAGCAUAGUGAACCUAAGUGAACCCAUGGCAUUACCCAAUUUCCAUCUAAACUAGCGAGACACAUCCGAAUUGCUCGACUACGAUCGAUGCCGCUCCAUCACCGCUUCGCCUUUUUCCUGUGCUGCAUUGCGGCCUUGGCCUUCAUCUCCGUCACGGAUGCGGCUGACUGCACAUCUACGGAGAUCGCGGAGCUCUCGACGCUGAGCAGUAAUGUCACCGCCGUCUGCGGUAGCGAUGCGCUGUCCAGUUCAAUGUCCACGACCACCUACUGCGCCGACAGCUCAUGCUUGGCCUUCCUCACCAGUAUAGUCUCCAGUGUCCCGUCCUGCGAACUGGAGAGCUACAACUUACGCACAGUAUUGACCACUGCCAUCCGCUCCUGCGACGCCGCGUCAGACGCUGUCCCCGCUUCGAGAUCAAGCUCCCAGUCACUGCAUCGUACACCGCAAUGGACAGCAUCAAACCUACUUGUGCGUGGACUACAAGCUGCCGUCGUUCUUGUCAUAGCGAGCGGCGUUCUCUGAAACCCUAGUAAAAACCCUAGUGUCAUAGUUCACUUAAUCUAAUGUCAACUUUCGCUCAUGUGGUGCACAUCAUUUUCGUAUUGUCAUAAUU
Phytophthora nicotianae INRA-310 is the source of this 630-nucleotide messenger RNA. RefSeq lists its product as hypothetical. Gene Ontology annotation, cellular component: extracellular region. The record is from RefSeq and is a predicted model, not a curated record. NCBI's taxonomy places the organism in Eukaryota, Oomycota, Peronosporomycetes, Peronosporales, Peronosporaceae. The coding region runs from base 102 to 539 and encodes 145 amino acids. The transcript has a single exon.